AUGGUGCACUACUCAAGGAAACCUCAGGUGAGCUCGAAGAGCGCCAAGGCGAAGGUCAGUGAUCUUCGCUGCCACUUCAAGAACACGUUUGAGACGGCGAACGUGAUCAACGGCAUGCCCCUUCGCAAGGCCCAAAAGCUCUACCGCCAGGUUCUCGCCAAGACCCGCUGCAUUCCCUUCAAGCGCUACAAUGGCAAGAUUGGCCGUACCGCGCAGGCCAAGGAGUGGGGGCAGACGAAGGGGCGCUGGCCACGCAAGUCGGUUGUGGCGAUGCUCUCACUGCUGAAGAACGCUGAGGCAAACGCCAUUGAGAAGGGUCUUGACCCCAACAAGAUGGUCAUCAAGCACGUGCAGGUGGAUGAGGCUGCCCGUAUGCGCCGCCGCACGUACCGUGCCCACGGCCGUAUCACGCCGUACAUGUGCAGUCCGUGCCAUGUGCAGCUCUUCAUGACACAGCCCCAGGAGCGCGUCCCUGUACCAAAGAGCCAGC
This is a messenger RNA of Trypanosoma conorhini, 490 nucleotides long. RefSeq names its product large subunit ribosomal protein L17e. The transcript has a single exon. Gene Ontology annotation, molecular function: structural constituent of ribosome. The annotation marks the transcript as partial. NCBI's taxonomy places the organism in Eukaryota, Euglenozoa, Kinetoplastea, Trypanosomatida, Trypanosomatidae. Gene Ontology annotation, cellular component: ribosome; cytosolic large ribosomal subunit. The record is from RefSeq and is a predicted model, not a curated record. Gene Ontology annotation, biological process: cytoplasmic translation.